AAGAUCUAGAAAAUGGCAGAUAAAAGAGCGAGAUCCUCACCUACUGGUGAAACACCAAUUCAGGAAACGAAGAGAUCUACAAGAACUCCAUGGAGUGAUCAAGAAAAAGAAUUUUUGGAGAAGUAUGUUAAAACAGCAGGUGGUAUUCCCAGAGCCAGCACUAUGAAAUUUUGGGAGGGAUGUGCUGAAGAUCUGAACAAAACAUUUAAUACAGCAAGAACAGUCUGGAACCUAGGCCUCACCUGAAAAUGGAGCAGCUUCCAACUUUUAAAAACACAGACACCACCACUGAAGCUGAAAAAUCAGUACAAUCCUCUCUUUUGGACAGAUUGGGUUCAGAUUUUAUGUUUUCAAGUGAUCAAAAAUCGGAGUGUAUUAAUGUUAUUUUAAACUGCAAAACAAAGGGGGAUUUUAUUGAUUAUUUAUUUCGUGAUGCAGAAUUUAAAUCAGAAUUUUCAAGAAAAUUGUCAAAGGAAAUUGAGUUGAAUGCAUCAACUAAAUGUAUCAGAAAUUCAGAUAGUUAUCUUUUCAGCAAGAAUUAUGAUGACCUUAAACAAUUUUCAUUUCAGAAUGUCAUGCAGGAAAUGAGUCAGUGCCAACCAGAUCUCCUCAAAUUCCUACUAGCAGUAGCAGUCCCUAGCAACCGAAUAGGAAAACCUGUCUCCUCCCUCCUUCCAAAAUUAGGUCUCAUAUACAGCAUUUUAAUGUCAUCGAGAUUCCAUGAGCUAUCUCGAUUGCAAAGAGUUGUAAGUACAGUUUUGAUGGAGGAGCAGGUCCAUGAAAAGGUUUUUGACAGACUACAGAAAUUAGGUGUUUCAACAUCCCCUGAUGUAUGUUCCAGACUACUUGAUGAUUUUGGGGGGCAUUUUAACAAUGAAGUAAUAGCAUUGUUGCAUGCAGGGAAAUCAUUUAGAUUUAUUGGGGAUAAUGUUAAUUUUACUGUUGGUGUCAAGAGUGAAAGACAAGAUUCAAAACCUCAAGUUUGCAAUUGGUUUGCAUCUUGUCUUAUCACUCAGACACUAACUUUUCCAGAUUUGUUAGACAUUCCACAGGGGAGGACAAGAGACCUAGAUGUUUCCCAUUUCCUACCGACAGCAAACGAUGAAAGAAAAUUGAAAGACGAUUACAAAGUCCUCAUUUCAAGAAUAGCCAAGACCUUCCUUCCCCACUUAACAUUCCUCUACGAGGGGCAGCCCAAACAUAUACUAGGUCAGUAUUCUCAUUAUUACAAACAGAAAAAUGUUGUUAUGCCCAGCAAAGUUCUGCCACUGAAUGAACAAAAUUAUGCAGACUGCGUAAAAAUUCUUAGUGAAUAUGAGGAUACUUUAGAGAACAUCUUCAGACAAGCAGGCAUUGAUCUUGAUCAUGCUAGACCAAUUCAUAUUGGUGGGGAUCAGCUAACUCGCGAAAGGUUCUCUGGGGCCAAAAGUCUCAAAUCGGGUUGUUUUUCCGCCAAAGAAAGAUUUGAUCACCUUUCUCCUAUUACUUUUGAGUUAUGGCAUACUGCCAUGAACUUUUUAAAAUUGAUUUUUGCCCAACUGUACAACAAAUGUGGCAGUGACAAAGGUACUAUUGAAGGUGAGCGAGUGUUGAGGCAAAGGGAUAAUGUCAAAGAAGAUGUCAAAAACAAUUACGACCAGGAUAAGGACUUCUUUUUGUCCUUUCUCAAAGCUUAUGUAGUGGAGGCUCUGUGCUCUUUCUUUGGCAUGAAUACAAAGUUGGACAAUCCCACAAAACACAUUUUUCCUCCAGAUUUAUCUAAGGCAGAGAGAAAAAAUUGGGUAGAGAAAACUUUGGAUGAAUUUUUGGACCAAUAUGUUUUUGCACAAAAAUCAGAUGCUUCCCUUUCACAAAUGCAUGAAAUUGAAGAACGCAGAGCUGUUCCUCUAAAUGUCACACUUCCAGGGGGGGGGCAAAUAUUGUGA
Molecule: messenger RNA, 1925 nt
Organism: Saccostrea cuccullata (small rock oyster)
Lineage: Eukaryota; Metazoa; Mollusca; Bivalvia; Ostreida; Ostreidae
Exons: 3
Coding region: 249-1925 (558 amino acids)
Source: RefSeq, a predicted model, not a curated record